Adelges cooleyi (spruce gall adelgid) is the source of this 4257-nucleotide messenger RNA. RefSeq lists its product as uncharacterized. NCBI's taxonomy places the organism in Eukaryota, Metazoa, Arthropoda, Insecta, Hemiptera, Adelgidae. The transcript is spliced from 2 exons. The record is from RefSeq and is a predicted model, not a curated record. The coding region runs from base 468 to 4127 and encodes 1219 amino acids.
UUACUUCUGCAAAAACUUGACAACAAUAUUUGAUUUCCCUACUAACAUUGAUUUUAGUAACCUUAUUUAAAAUAAAUUAAAAUCUUUUACUACGGCCGGACAAGCGGGAUAUUAAAUUCACUGUGGAAAAAAAUAAAAGUGUAUUGUUUUUUUAAAAUUAUCUACAACCAAGAAUAGGUUUGGGGAUUUUAUUAGUUUAAGUUACAACAAAAAAAAAACGUUCUCUAAAAAUCACAAUUGUCUUGAACGAUUGAUCCGAUGGUUUUCAAAACCUGGCUGAUACGUUCCAGACAUUUCCGAAACCGUUAUUUUGGUUGAAAUACGAACCUCUGUGAGUACUUAAGUAGAUAUUAGCGGUAUAGUGAAGGUAUAAAUAAAAUCAACUGGUUUAACAGUUAAUCAAGUAUAGGAAUAAUUUAAAAUUAAGAUUUUGUUUACAGAUUACUGUUUCCAUAAAAGAAUGACUCAUGAAAACAUCUCGUCACAAUGUCAAAAUGAGUGAAUUAAAAAAAACCUACCUUUUAAUUCAAAGUAACAUUCUCAAAAAUGACAUAAGAGAAGCAAUCGACUCAUUCAACUGCAACUAUAACAGAAUUAAAGAUAUAAAAGAAUUUCAAAAUUUCAUUGUCAGUGUUAUAAGUACGCUGGCACAUAAACUUCAAGGUGAAUUUUCUGCAACCGACCAAAAUCAGUUUGCAACUAUAAAUACAAAUGAUGUUAUUGAACUUUCCGAUAUCUGCUUUGGACAACUUAUUGCAACUGAUAUACAACCUUGGCAAAAUAGUUUAUAUGUUAUAAUCAGGUAUUUACUUUUUAAAAAUUGUGUAUCUGAAGCUGUCCGUUUUUGUGAUUAUCUUCUUAAAAGUUCAUAUCCAUCUUGUGAUAUUUUUAAACACCUUGUGCAACUUUUUACUCAUGAUAUUUAUAAGAGAUGCCCAGUCAAUGAUAAUCUGAAGAAGUUAAAUGUCAUAUUGAUGUGGGAUACUGCGUUAAAGUUGAUAAAAUGCCACACAGGGAAAGAAAUAGAAUAUAUACUGCAUUCAUUAACGACUCUUGUAAAAAAUAUCAACGGAACUAUACUACAUGAAGGAAAGUCGAUGGAUUUGGUGCUUUUAGAUAUGACAUGGGAAUCUGUUCUGUCCACAAGUGUUUUUCGGAAAAAGAGCGAUGAAGACAACAUGAUGAAAUUAUAUUCUAUGUUAAUUGAAAGUAUUGCUGCUAUUAUGCAAAAUAUGAUGAAGUGUAAACAAGUGCAAUUGCAUUAUUUGAUCAAACAUGUGGGAUUAAUGAUAGAUGUUUGCAGUUUAAACAAAAUGGAGAAAGAUUCACUGACGUUUUUAUUACAAUUUUUUAAAUUUAUCAACAACUCUAUCAAGAAUGGUCUGGAUUCAAGUAUUGAGCUUAGAAAAAUGGUUUCAUUUAUUAAAAAACAUGAGCCCAAUUCAGUAUUGGAAAAUACUUUGCUUCAUAUUGUUUUUAAAGCCGUUGUUGCUACAGCGAUAAAAUUAAAGAAUUUGUGGUGCGAUCAUCUAACUACUAGUUCUCAAGAGGCAACGUUGCAAACGUUGACAUUACUACACUAUUUAAUUGAUUUUUCUAAGUACAGCUCAUUAAGUAAAACCUGUUGUAAAAGCAAAAACUGUGACCUCAAUGAAGAUUCAACUACUGAAAUGAGUUUAAUUAAUAUUGCUUUCAUUGUAAUACGACAUAUUAUACCAGUAAAUCCUACGUAUUUAUGUUCAGAAGAAAUAUUUAAAUGGAUGGAACUCUUUAAUUCUGUAUUUCUACACGUGAGUAAAUCAAGUUGCUCAAAUAAAACAUCAUUUGUAGAAUUUUCCUUAACAAGUGCAUAUAAUCUUUGCAUUAACAUGAUUUCUGGAGAAUUUUUUCAUACCUUUUUGGAUUUUCUGGAUAAAUUGUACUCAAUGUUCGACCCCAACGGCAUUGAUAUAAAUUUAGUGGCUCGUGUUGCUAUGUUAUUAAGUCGUUAUCUGUAUGCCGAUAAUAAAGUUGAUGACGCGUUCAGAUGCAUUGCAUAUUGGUGCGGACGUACAAAAACUGAGAUUGCUGCUCAACAAUGGGUGCAUCUUAAGUGCAAAGAAGAAAAAAAUAACCAUGUUAUCGAUCAAACUAUUUUAAAAAUGAUUAAAGAAGACUCUGAAGUUAAACGGAAGUGGCCCGAAUAUAAUUUGAGUAAAGAUGAUUGUAUUGAAAUUAUGUGGUUAGAGUUAAAAGCUCAUAAUAACCGAAACAGACUUAAACAAGAUACCACUGUAGUACUAGACCUGUUUGAUAGUCUAUUGAGUCAUAAACUACCAACAGAACUGAAAAGUCGUGUUAUUAUUGUCACGGCUUAUAUAAUACUUCAUUCCGACAGUAUUAAUGGUCUGAAAAAAGUGAUGACAGUUUUAGAAGAUUUCACUCGUGUGUUAGAACUGAAAACAGCAAUGAAUAAAAGUAAAGCAAAUUUAAUGAUAGGCAAUAUGUACUAUGCCCAAUUUAUGUGUUCAUUGAAAAAUCUACAGAAUCAAGUUUGUAAGGAAUUGGAUUCUUAUACAGAAGAAAGACAGGAACCUGGUAUAGAACAACAAAAUAGUUUGCAUUAUCCACCAAUGGCCUGGAUAGUUCCUCUAAAAAUACAGCCUAAAUUGUUUAGCUGUUUAAAUCAAGCCGUAGAAAAUUGGUCUAAGUUAGAAAUAAAAGAUAUAAAUAAUGAAUACGACCUUCAAACCCUAUAUGCUAGUUUACGAGAAAUCGGUUAUGUAUUCAAACUUCAUUGUGAUGCAAAGGAAGUAGAAGUGUGGAAGCUGUUGUAUGAUAUUGCUUCAGCCAGGAAAUGUGACAAGUAUAUGUUUAUAGCACUUAUGGAACUGAUGAAAAUCUGUGAAACCGAUGUGGCGGAGGCAAGUAUUUUGGCUAAAAAACUACCAAGUGCAAACAAUGAGUACAAACUAGCCUUGGCAACAUCAUUUUUAAACAUUUCAGAAUUCAGUGAAGCCCAAAAACUAUUAGCUAGUAUUGGAAAUGAUGAUUUAAAAGACAAUGCUAUACUUAUGGCCGAAUAUUGUUUUUUAAAGAGCCGACUUAGUUUUGAAACGUGGAAAUUCGACCAAACUAAAGCACUUUCGGUCUUUAUAGAAGCUUAUAGCAUUGCACAUAAUCUUGUAAAGCGGCUAGAUUCUUUCUAUGAAUAUUUAGCUAUGCACUUUUUACUAUUGAAUAUAUGUUCGUAUUUAAAUUUAAUUUAUAUAAAUACAUUGAGACCGGCUGAAGCAAGGUGUUUUUUAAAAGUUCAGAUGAACAUUGUUUUGAAAUCAGUGUUAACUAAAAGAGCUUUAAAUGUAUUUUCAAUGAACUGUUGGAACGAGUUGGUAUGUUGCAAUUUUGAAAAUUUUAGUUGUCAAUUAGAACAUAUAAUGACACUAUUAGACUUCAAAGAAGAUGAUGCAGAUUUGAAAAUGCAAAAGUUAACCAUACAUAACUCUCCAAAUGUUCUCAAUUCCCCGUUGUCAGAUUACAGGUGUAUGCCUAAUCCCAGGCCAAACAGAAUGGCUUCCCCGUCAUUAAAAAAAUUAAACAACAAUAACUUUCAAAUGAGCCUUGUAGAAUUUUGCAACGAAACCAUCAAUCGCAGCAAACCGCAUGAACCUGUUGUAAUGUAUUCAGUUAUUGAAGCAUGUGUUCUUAAAGCUGUUUACUGUUCAAAAUCAAGUCAGCGAGACAUGGCAGAGACUUAUUUUAAACUAGCGUUCAAAUUAAUUGAUUUAUCUUCACUGCAAUUUAACAAAAAUGAAGUGUAUAAUGUUCUACAAACUAGACAAAACAUAGCAGCUAAAUAUUAUUAUGCAGAACAUAUGGUUCUUUUUAAUAAUGAAAACCAAUCUCUAAACUAUGUGAAAAAAUCUAAAAAGAACACUGUUGAUUCCUGGAUAUCUUUGUACGCCGAAGAAUUAGAUAUAUCACUGAAGUUGGAAAAUAUUAUGGGUUAUGUAGAAACGAAGGUUAUUCAUUCACCGAUUCCUGUGUGUCGAUCACUUGAUUUCAAGACACCAGCACGAACAAGAUUACGGGUCAAAGCUACACCAGUUGUCAGGAAGUUAAGAAUGAAAGAAUUGAAUAAAGAUUAAUAAUUACGUGUAAUAAUAAUUUAGUAGAAUAUUUUAAUUUUUUAUUAAUGUUUUGUAAUAUAAAUGUGUGUAUUUUUUUCUUUAUUAUAAUUUUUUUGAAAUAAAACAAGCAUAUUGUAUAUGAUAAAGC